AGUACUUUGAUCAACAUGUCCAAGUUACCUUUCAAAAUGAAAGUAGACUGCAUGUACUCAAGGUCUAUAUUUUGUGCAAAAUGGAGCAGAGAAAUGAGAACCAUCAACGGAAAUACUUAAAAGAAAUGAACUCAUAAUCACUUCUGAAUUUUUCACGAAGACAAUUAUGAUGACAUCUCGAAUUGUCAGAUGAGAAUCAAGGCCAAAACCACGAAGAACAGCUUUAUAACAGAAUGUUGUCGCUGUUUAUCCAGUGCAGACAACGGACUGUUACAUUCCUCUGGAAUUUCAUGAUUUUAUAUUGGAUGACUAGUCAAAUAAUAUGUUGUGGAAGACCAAAUAUUUUAUUCCUUGUGUUAGAUGAUUUCCGGCCUAUUCUACGCAGUUAUGGAAACCAGUUGAUAAAGGCGCCUAAUAUUGAUUACUUAGCCAGGAACUCUGUAGUCUUUACCAAAGCAUUUGCUCAACAAGCCCUGUGUGGACCUAGCAGGACUUCGUUUCUAACCAGUCGCCGUCCAGACACGACAAAACUCUGGGAUGUACAUUAUUACUGGAGAAAAUCUGCUGGGAAUUACACAACUCUACCUCAGUACUUCAAAGAUAAUGGAUAUCAUACAGAAUCCUUCGGGAAAAUAUUUCAUCCAGGAAUAGUUUCAGGACAUACCACAGAUUACCCUUACAGUUGGACUGUUCCUCCUUAUUUACCCUCCACACAACAGUACAAAAUGAAAAAGGUCUGCCCUGGUCCACAAGGCAAGCUACAGAUGAAUAUAGUUUGUCCAGUGAAUGUCUCCACACAGCCAGAACAGACUCUACCCGAUAUCCAAUCCACACAGCAUGCUGUACAAUUCAUACAAAAAUGGACCAAUCAGAGCAAACCUUUCUUUCUGGCUCUUGGGUACCACAAACCUCACAUCCCAUUCAAAUUUCCAGAGGAGUUCCUAAAAUUGUACCCUAUAGAGAAUAUCAAACUUGCCAAGUAUCCCACCAAACCCCCAGGUCUCCCCUCGGUGGCCUGGAAUCCAUGGGCUGAUCUGAGAGAAAGAGAUGAUGUCAAGAGUCUUAAUGUUAGUUUUCCUUAUGGCCAUAUUCUAGAAUACUUCCAGAAGAAGAUGAUUCAGAGUUACUAUGCCUCGGUGACCUACAUAGAUGACCUUCUGGGUCAUAUACUGACUGCCUUACGCAAGAAUGGCUUUGCCAAAAACACUAUCACAGUACUUCUAGGUGAUCAUGGUUGGGCCCUUGGUGAGAACCAAGAAUGGUCCAAAUUCAGUAAUUUUGAGGUGGCCACCCGAGUGCCUCUGUUGGUGUCAGUACCAGGAUUGACCUUUGAUCUCUGUAGACUGCCUCAACAUGUUUCCUUAUCCAAAAAAGCAUAUAAUAAAUAUCAGACCACAGAUGGUCUGGUAGAACUGGUGGACAUUUUUCCUUCUCUGGUGGAACUUGCAGGACUCCCCAUCUUAAAAACGUGUCCACGGAGUUCCUUCAAUAUAACACUCUGUACAGAAGGACACAGUUUCGUGCCUUUGAUAAGAAAUGCUACCCGACUAGACAUUAAUCCCCCUCUGAAAAGCUGGAAGUCGGGAGUAUUCAGUCAGUAUCCUCGUCCUAGUCUAAAGCCCCAGGAGAACAGCGAUCAACCAAAGGCCAUCAACAGCAGGAUCAUGGGUUACUCCCUACGAUCCCAGAACAGCAGAUACACAGAAUGGAUUCAGUUUUAUCCUAACAACUUCACAGUUAACUGGAACAAGGUGUUUGCCAAGGAGCUGUAUAUACAUGACACAGAUCCAGAGGAACAUUACAAUGUGGCCUCUUUACCUUCAUACCAGGAUAUUGUACAUAAAAUGUCUGUAAAACUAAGAAAAGGUUGGAGAGCAGCACUGCCAAAAACUUCAAGUAUACCUCCUUAUUCAACCUUGCAUACAUAA
Messenger RNA from Saccostrea cuccullata (small rock oyster), 1928 nucleotides. RefSeq names its product iduronate 2-sulfatase-like. The transcript is spliced from 8 exons. Lineage: Eukaryota; Metazoa; Mollusca; Bivalvia; Ostreida; Ostreidae. The record is from RefSeq and is a predicted model, not a curated record. Gene Ontology annotation, molecular function: iduronate-2-sulfatase activity. The coding region runs from base 234 to 1928 and encodes 564 amino acids. Gene Ontology annotation, cellular component: cytoplasm.